Molecule: messenger RNA, 690 nt
Organism: Microdochium trichocladiopsis
Lineage: Eukaryota; Fungi; Ascomycota; Sordariomycetes; Xylariales; Microdochiaceae
Exons: 1
Source: RefSeq, a predicted model, not a curated record
AUGUCUGCUCGGCUUCUUCCGGCAUCUGCGGCAGCCUUUGCUCCUCGUGCCUCAUCAGUCAACGUCGUCCUUGGAUCAAAAGUGGAACCAUGGUUAACGCAAACCCUCAAGCGCAUCAACAAGGUCAAGCGUCCGCUCAACAGUGUUCCUCAGCACCAGCGCUGCCUCACAGAACACCUCUCUAACGAGAAGGCCAUCUGGACACUUGCCUCAUUGAUGCUUGCCAAGUCUCCCGAGGCAGAUCUGCGCCAAGACGAAAACCCCGUGGUCGAGGCUCUCUUCAGCUAUCAGCUGGUCCACCUCGAGGCCUACAUUGUGCACGUCGACAUGGUCCUGAGGAAUGAGGUUGCUUACAAGCUCACUCCAGAUACCAUCGAGUCCCUCAUCGAGCACCACAAGGACGUCUGCGGUGUUGAUAGCAAGGCUGCCACCUACGACUGGCCCGAGAAGGAGCAGCAGGCCAAGAAGCUGCACGAGGAUUUCGUACAGGCCAUCAACAAGUUUGUGUUCAGGACACACGUUUCGGCUCUCGAGGGUCUCGAGGAAGAAGGUGCCGGCGAGCUGCUGCGUGGAAAGAGCGAGGAGGUCAAAACCUCGAUCAUGUCGCUUAUGAACAGGCCCCUACUCCCUCCUCGUCCUCCCAAGGCCGACAGUACCAUUGAGUACCUGCCCUUGCUUCCGAAACCACCA